AUGGCACUGAAGAGAAACUCGGGAAAAUGCCGGAAGAAGAAGAUCGAACGACUUGGCCAUCACAAAAAGACGGAAAACCAUGUGAAAACAAGCAGCAGGAAGUGAAACACUCAUUAACCAUUACAGUCAAGCCAAGUCAAGCGUACCCCCCAAGGUUGCAUUACUGAAUUUAUUAUUCGAAAGUUGAAUCCGUAGGUAGUUGUAGAUUUCAGAUUAAUCUCUGCAUUUUCCAUGCGUAAUGAGCCGUGAAUUCACACUCAAGGCAGUUACAAAAUUUCUACCAGCUAGGUUUCCCUGAAUUUGAUGUAAAUGUCGUCUAUGAAGUUUAACCCAUUCAAAGAUUUUCAAUCUGACCAAAUACAGGGAGGUUCUCGUAAAAUUCUCACUGCUCAUUAAGCAUGCUGGAAUGCCGAUUUGAAUUUAACACUAGUUACCGGAAGGACUAAAGGAUUCAUUUUUCAAAUAAUCAAUUCAUUAAUAGAAUCAUUAAUAGAAUCGAUAAAAAAAACUAAGUCCUGAAAAAUCAUCGCUCUCAGCCAAUCAGAAGCAAGAAAACAAAGUAGCCGCCAGCCGCCAUUGAACUGCUUGAGCUGGGGGAGACUGGGGACUAAGAGAGAAAGAAGAUGGCCCUGAAAAAUGGCGGAAAGUUUAAAUGAUUGAGGUAAACAAGAUUAACGAGCUUAUUUGAUUUUUGACAAGUUUAUCUGUAACAUUUACUGUUCUGUAUUUCGCCUAGAUGAAUUCUUUAAAUGAACAGCCAGCGAAUGUGCCUUUAAACCCAGCAUGGAAAUCUAAAUCAUUGCGAAGAUCUGCGACGUUUGCCGAGCGUCUGGAAAUUAAAACAUGCACAGUUCAUAUAGCUCAAAAGGUAAUUAUGGAAGUUUUACUGUACGGUAUUUUAUAGCAUCUCGAAAUCGAGAUGUGUUAACAAUUUCUUCUUCGAAAAGAAGAGGAAAUUAUCAUUUUCUUUCUAAAUUUGUAAUUUACAGGUCUCUGCUGUGCAAUGUAAUUAUACCUAUUCAAGAGAAUCCCAUUAUUUCUUGCUAGUUCUAUUCUAGAAGUCAUUUCCACUAUCUAGCAUCACGCAUAAGUGAUUCCUGUUGGAGGAACUUAUUAUGAUAAUUUUAGACAGGUUACUAAUUUGUUUUAAAUACACUUUUGUGUUUGUUCCUGCUGUGUCCAGCAAAUUUGAGCAUCCCUUAGCAAACAUGAAUAAAAUGUUUGUGUAGUCACAAAAGAAUGUGUAGAUACAUUGGCCGGGUUAAGAGAGUAGGUCAAAUGUCUUCAACAUUUUGAGAAAAAAAGAAAUGUUGAGACUAAAUUGCGACCUAGUUUAAAUGAGAUUACAGUUGACUCUCCCUCUCUUAACAGACAUCUCAUUAAAACGGAUGCCUAGACUUGGUCCCUGCCUUUCUUAAAUCUCUUUAUUUGACCCUAAUAUUAGCAGUCAGUAUUGCAUGGCUAAUACUGUGCCAGACGUGCCAAGAAGUCUCACGAUUUUAUGACCUAUCUCACGCUCUCACGAGUUAACGACUGAUUUCUCAUGCUUUCUCAAAAGGUAAAACUCCAAAAACAUUUGGAGUUGUCAGGUUCAUUUCCAAGUUAGAUGGCAAUACAUAGCCAGCUCAAUCCCAAGAAAAUGCUUAGCAUGUCUUGUAUGAUUACAUUCUUUUAGCCCACCGCGGCUUGCCGCUGCCACUAAAUGUGCAGACUUACUGUUUCUCUUGUUUCAAGACAGCCGUCAACAAACAGAAAUUACAAAACCCAAAUCGUAAAAUUGAUCUUGAUGUUUACUGCUGCAGCUUUAAAGUGAUAUGGGACUUCCAAUACCCAUAAUCCCCAGUAUAAGUCCUUCCACUAGGAUAUUUGAGACAUCUCAUGACUUUUGACCCACUUCUCACCACUUUUCCAGGCUCUAGGUUCAUAUUCUCACAUUUUUUGCCUUUUAGCAAUUGGCAAGUCUGCUGUGCUUAUGGAGCCCACAUUGACAAAACCGAUCAGGCUCCUGUCUUCAUAAAGAGAACAAGCAUCUUACAAGAGGUACAGUUUAAGGUGUCAGACUUGUAG
Molecule: messenger RNA, 2067 nt
Organism: Porites lobata
Lineage: Eukaryota; Metazoa; Cnidaria; Anthozoa; Scleractinia; Poritidae
Source: the annotation of a GenBank genome assembly